GUUGAUGUCGAUGACUCGAGUCAUCCAAUUGCUCCAUUACAAAAUCUGCGAACAGUAAUUUCCCUUGGUGUGUGUGUACAACUCUUCCCAUCUCUAUGCAAUAAAGAGAUCGAACGUAAACAAGAAAAAGGAAAAAAUGGCAACCCUAGCCCGCGCAUCCAGAAGAAUAUUUCCCCGACCCCUCUGCACCACCCUUCAUGGACGAGCCUUUUCAGCGCAGGCCGUCCAAUCGGCCCCAAAUCCGACCAAACCAGAUCCGAUCAUAAGGGAAUCGCCGGAUCGAGUGAAAUGGGACUACAGGGGACAGAGGAAAACCAUACCCUUGGGACAAUGGUCCCCCAAGAUCGCCGUCGAUGCUUAUGUGGCGGCUAAUGUCGUACUGGCCGGUCAAGUGGUGGUCUACGACGGCGCGUCCGUGUGGAGCGGUGCUGUUUUGCGCGGUGACCUUAACAAGAUCUCUGUUGGGUUUUGUUCCAAUGUGCAGGAACGGUGUGUUAUUCACGCCGCUUGGUCUUCACCCACAGCUCGUCGAGCACUCGAGCUUACAAACUACAUGCUCGAGCUCAACCCAAAUGCAAAUUCGAGGUGCUCGAGCUUGGUCAGACUCAAGCUAACUUGGAGAGUUGACUCGAGUGCUAGCGAGCAGCUUGAUUCAUUUGCAACCCUAGUUUUAGGGUGUCUGCCAGCUGACACAUCAAUCGAUAGGUUUGUCACAAUCGGCGCAUGCAGUCUGCUGCGAUCCUGCACAGUCGAGCCAGAAUGUAUUAUCGGGCAGAAUUCCAUACUUAUGGAGGGCUCUUUGGUAGAAACACAUUCUAUCCUUGAAGCAGGCUCUGUUGUUCCUCCAGGCCGUAGAAUUCCAAGCGGUGAACUUUGGGCCGGUAAUCCAGCAAAAUUUGUCAGGACUUUGACUCAUGAGGAGACACUCGAGAUCCCUAAACUUGCCGUUGCUAUAAAUGAUCUCAGCAAAAGCCACUUCUCGGAGUUUUUGCCUUAUUCAACUGUAUACUUGGAGGUCGAGAAGUUGAAAUCGUCCCUGGGAAUUUCUAUCUGAGGUUUGUUUUUGUUCUGUACUUUUUCCCGAUACUGCUGUUGUUUUCGGAAAGAAAUAAGUGAUCGUAUGGAGUUUGGAUUGCUUCGAAAUAUUGGACUCAGUCUGCAACAUUUGCUAUGUUUGUUUUUGUGAUUGUUAGCUUUAGAUUGGUGGUCCUUUGAUGUUUUGUAACUUUUGUUGCAUACAAUACAGUGAGAAGCUGGUCAAUGCAAGCAUUUGAAUAUGCACCUCAUAUGGCUUCAUUAGUGGUUCAAUUGGUUUGGUAUGCAGUGCUGCUGCUUGUUAUGUUUGUAGUAAUAAAUGUCUUGAAAAACAAGGUCCUUACUCUUUACAUUGUAGACUUCAUUUGCAAAUGAGAGGUAUUUGAUGCCAAGGAUUUCCAAAUUGCUGGUAAUAAGUUCAUUAUGCCUUUAUUUCGACCUUUUCUUUUAAGUUUAACUUCGUGAUUUAUUUAAUAAUUUUUUUUUUUUUUUU
This is a messenger RNA of Striga asiatica, 1528 nucleotides long. Lineage: Eukaryota; Viridiplantae; Streptophyta; Magnoliopsida; Lamiales; Orobanchaceae. The record is from the annotation of a GenBank genome assembly.